UUAUAUUCUCCCCGCCUUCUCCCCUCGACAGCGCACUGUCCAGUCUUUUCAGCUCUCAUCACAAAUUGUAGAGCGAUGGCUCCGAUUAGCGCGAAGGUUCCCGACCAUGAGGCCGGAUGCGGCGGCGGAGGAGGAGGAAAGAAGGGGCCGCAGUUCCGCGGCGUCCGCAAGCGGCCGUGGGGGCGUUACGCGGCGGAGAUCCGGGACCCGGCGAGGAAGUGCCGCGUCUGGCUCGGUACCUUCGCCACCGCAGAGGAGGCUGCCCAUGCCUACGACGCCGCCGCCCUCCGCUUCCGUGGCUCCAAGGCCAAGACCAACUUCCCCUGCUCCCCCGACUCCACGCCCAGCAGCAGCACCGUCGAGUCCUCCACCCCGCACAGCCGGCCGACCGCCGCCUUCGGCCCCCCGUCGCUGGAUCUGGAGCUUAGGUACCCGUCGUCGAAGUUCCCCUUCCUGCACCACCCAGUCGCCGCCGCCGGCGGUCAACCCCUCCCGACGCUGCUCUUGAAUUCGAUCGCCUCCUCGAAGAAGGCGCCGUUUAGGGGUUUCGUGAAGCCGGUUCGCGGCGAGGUGGAGAGCGACUCGGAUUCGUCGUCCGUAGUGGAUUGCCCUCGUAGAAUUAACUUAGAUUUGGAUCUUAACCUGCCGCCGCCGGCAGAGGGCGCCUGAUCUAAAAGCACUCUUGUAGAUAAAUAGCUAAACUCGCUUUUUCCACAAUUCCAUUUGUGUUGUUCUAUAGUUGUUCUAUAUAAUGAUUUGAUCUAUCGAUUUCUUUUUGGAAAACUAUAAACCAUGACAAUAUAUCAGAAAUCUUAGCUAAUUUUGAGAAA
Zingiber officinale is the source of this 830-nucleotide messenger RNA. Its product is annotated as ethylene-responsive transcription factor 11-like. The transcript has a single exon. The coding region runs from base 76 to 669 and encodes 197 amino acids. The record is from RefSeq and is a predicted model, not a curated record. NCBI's taxonomy places the organism in Eukaryota, Viridiplantae, Streptophyta, Magnoliopsida, Zingiberales, Zingiberaceae. Gene Ontology annotation, biological process: regulation of DNA-templated transcription. Gene Ontology annotation, molecular function: DNA-binding transcription factor activity; DNA binding.